Messenger RNA from Dermacentor albipictus, 2937 nucleotides. The record is from RefSeq and is a predicted model, not a curated record. NCBI's taxonomy places the organism in Eukaryota, Metazoa, Arthropoda, Arachnida, Ixodida, Ixodidae.
AUCUUCAAUAAACCAUUCCAUUGCUUGCACCUACUGCGUCUGUUGUUGUUACUCGCGCUACAGCAGUGGCGACGAGGGUGGGACUUCAUGCGAGCAUGGUCAGCGACUGACAGGAUGGAAUGAUGGCAUCUCGCCCACCGGUUUUCGACGAGACGCUGAGCAGCUGGAGCACGUACAGGAUACGGUUGGCAGCUUAUUUUGAGGGCAAUGGAAUUACUGAUGCGGCCAAACGCCGAGCUCUGCUGGUGUCUUCGUUGAGCAAUAAUGUCUUGCGCAUGUUGCAUGGACGCCUUCCAACCGUGUCGGUUAACAGCCAGACUUACGAUGAAGUCGUUCAAUACCUCAAGGAGCAUUACAAUCCUCAAGUUAAUGAAAAAGCGGCGAGUUUCUCGUUCUUUAUGCGCAAACAAAGGGAUGGAGAGAGCGUUCGGGAAUACAUUGACGACCUUCGGAGACUGGCGGAAAGUUGCAACUUCGGCAACUCGCUGCACCGUAUGCUGCGAGACCGCAUAGCAUGCGGAAUCAGGGACGACAACGCACAACGCUGCAUAUUACCGCGGAAGAAGCUAACUUUUGAGAAAGCAGAAGAAUUUUCCAUAGCUUCAGAGAAGGCGCGAGGGGACGUUCAUGGCAUGCGAGAAGUAGACCCAGUGACUACGGGAACCAGCAUCAAUGUUGUACAGUCGCAGCGAGGACGACGACCCUGGACGAAGUGGAACAUGGCAAAGAACAACCAUUCAUGUGAGCGUUGCGGCGGCCCCCACGCAACACACAUGUGCCGUCAUCGAAACACCAUGUGCCACCAUUGCAGCAGGAAAGGUCAUCUGGCAAAGGUUUGCAGCAGUAGCUGCCCUCGAGAACGUGGUGCCUUUGCCGUUGAGGAAAUGGAAGGUGAGAUCGAAGAAGAAAUGUUGCUUGCUCUUGUCGCUCACAGCUCCGCCGACAGAGCUACGUUGAAGUCUCUUUAGGAAGAGUUGAAAAGGCAGGGCCGGAAAUUGCGAAUGAUUCUAGACACGGGUUCUCCGGUCAGCGUCAUACCGAAGUACAUAUUUAAGAAACAUCAAAAAUGAUAGCCGGCACUAGAAAGAACGUCGCUCCACUUAACAUGCUUCCGCGGGCCAUUGCCAGUUGUCGGCGAGGUAACCAUGAGGGUUCAGUCUGGAUCGACUGUUGUGACCAGCACGCUAAUCGUCGUGGCAAGUAACGGACCACUGCUGUGCGGCCAGAACACGAUAGAGGCCUUCCGUAAGGCGGGUGUGUCCUUCUGGGACACUAGAACCACCUUAAGUGUAAAUGUUCUUCGGGAUAACAAGAUGACGCCUCUGCUCGAUGAAUUUUCGGAUUUUUUCGAUAACAAGCUUGGCUGUUGCAAGGGCCCCCCUGUGCACUUACACCUCAAAGAAGGAGCCCGCCCACGUUUCUGCAAGGCACGUACAGUGCCUUAUGCUAUGCGCUCCAAAGUUUUGGCCGAGAUCGACCGUCUUGUGCAAGACGGAGUGCUUUCGCCGAUAAGCAUUUGAGAUUGGGCAACACCGGUGGUUCCGGUAGCAAAAAAGAACGGCGAUAUACGAUUGUGUGGCGACUUCAAGUUAACAGUCAACCCGGCGUCUCACUUGGAACAGUAUGCCCUGCCCAAAGUUGAAGACAUAUUGGUGGCACUAUCGGGAGGCGAAGUCUUCAGUACUCUGGGUCUACGCAAAGCGUACAAUCAGCUGCCGCUGAACGACGAAGCUAGAGAGACGGCGGUACUCAACACACACAGGGGCUUUUACUGCUACAAUCGCCUAGCAUUUGGAAUUGCUUCAGCCCCCGCCUUGUUCCAGCGACGCAUGGAAUCGAUUUUGCAAGGUUUGCCGAAUGUUCAAGUGUACCUCGACGACAUGAUUGUGGUGGAAAAGGAAAACGACACGUCGGUACUGCGGCAAGUGUUUCAGCGGCUUCGUGGACACAACCUGAAGUUGAACAAAGCCAAGUGCCGGUUUAGGGAAGCACAAGUGGCGUUUCUGGGGCACCGCAUCGAUGCCAAAGGUCUUCAUCCUCUGCAAGAUAACCUCGAGGCGGUACUGGCCGCACCGAAGCCAACAUCGCGCAGAGCAGUUGGCAGACAGCGCGAGCGAGGACAUGCUCCUCCGACAGGUGAAGACGUGGAUCCUUUGUGGUUGGCCAAACCAGGUGGGGCCGGAGCUACAGUGCCUUCAGCCGUACUUCACCCGCAGAUACGAACUCACUGUGAGUAAAGGACCAAUAUACUGGGGUCAUCGCGUAGUUUUGCCCGAGACCGUGCGGGCACUUAUUCUGAGAGAACUUCACGACGCUCACCCAGGCAUGACUGCAAUGAAGCGCCUGGCCCGUACUAUGUUUUGGUACCCCGGAUUGGACCACGACAUAGACAAGCUGGUACAAAGCUGCCAGCAAUGCAUGCAAUGUUGGUCCAUGCCAGCGGUACAGGUCCCUUCAAAUUCGCCGAAAACCAACAAAGGUUGGUCUCACCUGCAUAUCGACUAUGCAGGUCCAUUGGAAGGUCACAUGAUCUUGGUGGUGGUAGAUGCGGAAACGAAACGGAUAGAGGCAGUACCUCUUAAAAGAGCAAGUGCAGAAACUACAAUCGAAGUACUGCGAGGGAUCAUCGCGCAUUUUGGUCUGCCCCAUGCAGUCGUUUCCGACAAUGGGCCACAAUUUAGCAGUUCAGUGACUGAAAAAGUUUCCAAAGGUAACCAUGGUGUGUCAUGUCACCUGCGCUCCAUACUAUCCAAGCCAUACUAUAUUGCAAGCCCGCCUGUCGCAUCACGAAGUGCACAUUCACCUACUGAUUCGUACGGAAUAAAAGCAGCCACGCUAUCUUUAAUAAACCAUUCCAUUGCUUGCACCUACUGCGUCUGUUGUUACUCGCGCUACAGCACAAAUCUAUCUAUGCCCGCAGUGAGAGUUGAUAUUUGA